Otolemur garnettii (small-eared galago) is the source of this 1039-nucleotide messenger RNA. RefSeq names its product dihydrodiol dehydrogenase (gene DHDH). Bases 1 to 1023 code for a protein of 340 amino acids. The transcript is spliced from 7 exons. The record is from RefSeq and is a predicted model, not a curated record. NCBI's taxonomy places the organism in Eukaryota, Metazoa, Chordata, Mammalia, Primates, Galagidae. Gene Ontology annotation, molecular function: D-xylose 1-dehydrogenase (NADP+) activity; nucleotide binding. Gene Ontology annotation, biological process: D-xylose catabolic process.
AUGGCUCUACGCUGGGGAAUCGUGUCAGUCGGCCUUAUCUCUAGCGACUUCACUGCUGUGCUGCGGACGCUGCCUCGCUCCGAGCACCAGGUCCGCUUUCCCUUUGCAGUGGUGGCGGUGGCGGCCCGGGAUCUCAGCCGAGCGAAGGAGUUUGCACGGAAGCACGACAUCCCCAAGGCUUACGGCUCCUAUGAGGAGCUGGCCAAGGACCCGAACGUGGAAGUGGCCUACAUUGGCACCCAGCACCCUCAGCACAAGGCGGUGGUGCUGCUGUGCCUGGCAGCAGGCAAGGCCGUCCUGUGUGAGAAGCCCAUGGGUGUGAAUGCGGCAGAAGUGCAUGAGAUGGCAGCCGAGGCCCGAUCCCGAGGUCUCUUCCUUAUGGAGGCCAUCUGGACACGCUUUUUUCCUGCCUCAGAGGCUCUGAGGUCUGUUUUGGCCCAGGGAACUCUGGGAGACCUCCGGGUGGCUAGGGCAGAAUUUGGGAAGGACCUCACUCGCCUACCCCGGGCUGUAGACUGGACCCAGGCUGGUGGUGGCCUGCUGGACAUUGGCAUCUACUGCCUCCAGUUCAUCUCCAUGGUCUUCAGUGGGCAGAAGCCAGAGAAGAUUUCAGCCACGGGAAGGCGCCAUGAAACAGGUGUGGAUGACACUGUCUCUGUGCUGCUACAGUACCCAGGAGGGGUCCAUGGCAGCUUCACCUGCAGUAUCACUGCCCAGCUCUCCAACACUGCCCUUGUGAGCGGUACCAAAGGCAUGGCCCAGAUCCUUGAUCCCUGCUGGUGCCCAACAGAGCUGGUGGUGCAAGGGCAGCAUAAGGAGUUCCCACUGCCCCCAGGCCCAAAAGAGUGCAAUUUUACAAAUGCGGCAGGGAUGAGUUAUGAGGCCAAGCACGUCCGGGAUUGUCUGCGCAAGGGCCUGAAGGAAAGUCCUGUGAUUCCCCUGGCAGAAAGUGAGCUCUUGGCUGACAUCCUUGAAGAGGUGAGGAAGGCCAUUGGAGUCACCUUCCUCCAAGACAAAUGCUGAUGUAUUUCCCGAAUAA